GGCAGUAGAUGGGUAUACAAGAUCAAGACUCGCUCUGAUGGCUCUAUUGACCGUUAUAAGGCCCGCUUGGUUGCUCAAGGUUGUACGCAAGAGUAUGGUAUUGAUUAUGCAGAGACUUUUGCCCCUGUCGCUCGUCUUACGUCUGUUAGAGAUCUUCUUGCCAUUGCCGCGGUUAAAAAAUGGUCUCUCAGUCAGAUGGAUGUGAAGAAUGCUUUUCUUAAUGGGGAUUUGAAAAAGAAAGUCUAUAUGAAACCACCUCCGGGAUAUCCUUGUCCUACUAAUAAAGUUUGUCUCCUUCGCAAGGCACUUUAUGGACUUAAGCAAGCUCCUCGUGAAUGGUUUGACAAGUUCAGCACUACCAUAUGCAGUCUUGGUUUUACUUCUAGCCCUCAUGAGAAUGCGCUCUUCAUUCGUAAAAGCGAACGUGGAGUUGUUCUUCUACUUUUGUAUGUUGAUGACAUGAUCAUUACUGGGGAUGAUGUUGAUGGUAUCUCUGAUCUCAAGGCCUCACUUCACCGUACCUUUGAGAUGAAAGAUCUUGGUUCUCUCAGCUAUUUUCUUGGUCUCGAGGUCAUCUCCACCGAUGAUGGCAUCUAUCUCUCUCAGGCUAAGUAUGCUUCAGAUCUUCUUGCUCGCGCUGGGAUUACAGAUAGCUGCACUGAGUCUACUCCUCUUGAGCCUAAUGUUCGUUUUACCCCUAUGGAUGGCACUAUUUUGGAUAAUCCGACUCUCUAUCGACAGUUAGUUGGCGGUCUCGUCUACUUGACUGUCACCCGACCAGACAUCGCCUAUCCGGUUCAUGUACUUAGCCAGUUCUUGGCAGCUCCUCGUACUACUCACUAUGCGGCAGUUCUUCGCAUUCUUCGCUACAUCAAAGGCACUCUUUUUCAUGGCCUUUAUUUUUCUGCCCAUUCCUCUUUGUCUCUUCAGGCUUACUCCGAUGCUGAUUGGGCUGGUGAUCCCACUGAUCAUCGUUCUACUACUGGUUACUGUUUGUUUCUUGGCGACGCUCUCAUUUCUUGGCGUGCUAAGAAGCAAACGUUCACUACUCGCUCAAGCACAGAAGCUGAGUACCGUGCCCUCGCUGACACCACUGCUGAAGUUAUCUCGGUUCGUUGGCUUCUCGAAGAUUUGGGUGCUCCUCAGUCGUCCCCUACUGAUGUUUUUUGUGAUAACCGCAGUGCUAUUCAGAUCGCCCAUAAUGAUGUGUUUCAUGAA
Arachis ipaensis is the source of this 1218-nucleotide messenger RNA. The record is from RefSeq and is a predicted model, not a curated record. Lineage: Eukaryota; Viridiplantae; Streptophyta; Magnoliopsida; Fabales; Fabaceae.